UAGAUUAAUGUGAAUAAAAAUGAAUUUAAAUGACUGCAGCAUCAGGCUGAAACAUAAAACUGAAAACAGUGAAGUAGGUACAUCCAGUUUGAACAGCCGAGCUCUGAGGUAGUAAAUUUAACUUGACUUAGCCUCAAAAGCAUCUUGAUGGCAGGUUAUCUGCACCAAAACUAUAUUAUGGACCUUUAGUGGUUAGCAGUCUUAUUACUGCUGUUUUGAAGGGCAUGUGCAUGUAUGUUUGCGUGCAUGCACAUGCCUGCUAAAGUGAACCAGCCUCACUGCGUUUAAUCUGGUGUGUGUUACAGCAGGGUGAAGGUGGGCCAGAUGGUUGCCAGGACACCAGGUUUUGGUGUCGCUCAUGUUACACAGAUCUCUGUGUCGCCUGUCUUUCCCUCUGUGUCCCAGCCAGGAGUCAUAUCGCUAUUUGCAACUACCGGAUGUCCUUUGGAGGAACUUUAUUGGGAAAUUACUUCAUCGAGCAUCAAAGUUUCCAGGUGUAAGCUGCAGGUUAUCAGGAUGCAGAAGCACAUGUUAAAGGUUCUCUGCUCUGCUCUCCUGCUGUUAGCAGUGAUGCCCUCUGUGUACUCACAGUCAGAUUGUUCUCAGGCCCAGUCGUGCGACCUGUGCGUUGGAGACUCUAUGCUCAACCUGACUGGCUGUAUCUGGAGGCUUUGUCCAACUGGUAACGACACAGGCAUGUGUGUGGCGGAUCAGGGUGACUCUGUAGACUUAGCCAUGAACUGCAGCUGGACUAGACUGUCUGAAUUGUGCACAGGUAUCAGAAAACACACUCUAAAGUCAACACAGAAUGUUUAUGUGCAGCCUGACUCUUCGCUCUUUUUCAUCUCAUUCUCACAGGCCAAGUUUGACAUGUCCAGCUUCAUUGGAGGCAUCAUACUGGUGCUGUGUGUGCAGGCGGGGGGCUUCUUUGCCAUGCGCUUCCUCAAAUCCAAAGAGCAGAGCAGCUAUGACCCCAUAGAUCAGCCGGCACAGUGAGGAAAAGAUGUGUGAAGGACAAACAGACGAUCCUGGAGGACAGCCGAGCAGUGACUCAUCGAUUUGUGAUGACAAGAGUGUUUUUUUUCUCCCCCCCCUGAGCUCCUGUCAUUCUUGGUUUGGUCCCUAUAAUGUGUACCCCUGGGGGAUGGGUGUGUUAUUAAGUGGACUUUUCCACCCCAAAAUAAUUUAUUGUGUAACGAGUGUCUGUGCAUGAUCACUGUGUUUGUAUAGUCUUUAUAUUUCAGAGGCUCUUCUUUUGACAUAAUCUGACAAAUUAGACAAAAAACAGCUUUAAUUUUUCUGCUUUCUGGCCUGAAAUAUUACGUUUAAGUGAUAAUCUCUUAGACAUCUGCAUUAACUUAACUGUUUGAAUUGUGCUGUUGUGGGAAAGGGUGAUAUAAUCAGCUGCAGACAGUAGGUCAGACAAGGUUAAAACAGGCAUUUAGAACCCUUAAAUAGCCUGAAACGGGAUCCAAGGCUGAUUUUCUCCAUCCUUAUGAUGGCUGCAUAAGUUUCUACUGUUUCAUUAAGACUAAAAAGUAAAUAUAUGUACAUGUUAUGCAAUUCUUUCUUUUGUUAACUUGCAGUGAGUUGAAUUGUUUGAUUUGUUUAUAGCAGUAAUACUCAACGCCUGGCUCUUCAGCCACAUGUGGCUCUUUUGUAACUUGUGGCUCUUUUAAGUCAUACUUGUGAAAGCAAUUCUCCCAGAAAUGAUCCAUGGCAAGUCACUCCAAUCAGUU
Cheilinus undulatus (humphead wrasse) is the source of this 1739-nucleotide messenger RNA. It is a transcript of the gene cd164l2, whose product is annotated as CD164 sialomucin-like 2. Gene Ontology annotation, cellular component: cytoplasmic vesicle. NCBI's taxonomy places the organism in Eukaryota, Metazoa, Chordata, Actinopteri, Labriformes, Labridae. The transcript is spliced from 5 exons. The record is from RefSeq and is a predicted model, not a curated record. Bases 325 to 996 code for a protein of 223 amino acids.